Molecule: messenger RNA, 7855 nt
Organism: Oryzias latipes (Japanese medaka)
Lineage: Eukaryota; Metazoa; Chordata; Actinopteri; Beloniformes; Adrianichthyidae
Gene: sema6bb
Product: sema domain, transmembrane domain (TM), and cytoplasmic domain, (semaphorin) 6Bb
Biological process (GO): positive regulation of cell migration; neural crest cell migration; semaphorin-plexin signaling pathway
Cellular component (GO): plasma membrane
Molecular function (GO): semaphorin receptor binding; chemorepellent activity
Source: RefSeq, a predicted model, not a curated record
AAAUGAGAGCGACAAAUUCUAUUUCUGAUCCUCCCUGGAGCUUUUAUUUGAACAUCUACUUCAUUUGUGAGGGAUCAUGCUGCUGAUGGAUCAAAUGGAUUAAAGUGCGCUCUCUUUACCUAUAAGGUGUGCGCAGGUCUUUAUUCAACCCUUCGCUCUAGUUUAACAGCCCCCCCCCCGCCCCCCACGGGGUGGUUUCUGCGUGAUCCUGUGUUCCUGCGUCUCGAUUCCAUUCCAGUCGCUGUGCGGCUCUGCUUCGUGUUUUGGCGCCAGCAGGCGCGGAGAGACUCGUGGGUGACAGCGGGGCUAGAGAUGCUGUAGCUCGGACAGCAGCUCGAAGGCGGACGCUUCCACAAAGCUCCCGAGUUAAGGCUGAUGAAUGGGACUUAGCGCGGGACGUGGCUCUGCGUGGACGUGGGCUGCGCCGCACAGAAAAGACCGGCCUUUUCCGAAAGACGCAGCAGACGCGCGCAAAGCGCAGCAACUAUUGUGAGGAGGAAGAUUGAUCCCACAGCUGGACGCACAGGACAGGAGCAGACCCUUCACGUGGGGUCGGUGCCAGUUGGGCGCCGGACGGGUUGGGGUUCACCUCUCCUAGGCUGCUUCCAGGAGAUCCCGCGCGGCUGUCCUGGAGGAGAACUGCGGGGAUCUGCGGGGAAUGCCAUGUGUCGCCGCGCUGCAUAGACGCUCUUUGUGGGCUGCUUUGCACCGCGGACAGGUGGUGCCGUGUGACUGCUGAGCCAGGCAGGGGGUCGGGACACACAGCCCCCGGAACAGUUGUCUGAUGGGUGUCAGGCCGGGAUCAGUUUCGGCCACAGACAGGUGUGACUGACAGGGAGGAGUAGCUGACCGAACCCCGCGCAGGGAUCCUCCAACGCACCGAACCUCUCCUCCGGACCAGUCCCGGAUUUUGUGUCACCCCCCGAACUCCUGCCUCCUUUCUCCUCCUGUCUGUCGGAGAAUCCACAGUGGGGCUGCUAUGGCAGCGGCGGCUCCUCCUCACGUCUUGGUGCUGUGCUGGCUACUCCGGACGGCUUGCCUGGCGUUCCCAGAGGAGCCUGGGCCCCUCAACUUUAUCCCUACUGAAGUGGUGAGGAGAUAUCCGGUGUUUUUGGGACGACCGCAUCGAACAUGGCUGAGACACGAGCCUCUGCACAUCCAGAGGAUCCUCCAGGUCAAUCGGACACUCUACAUCGGUGCCAGGGACGACCUUUUCCGCGUGGAGCUGGACACCGUUGUAGAAGAGGAGAUGUUCUACAGCAAGAAGAGAACAUGGGAGUCCAACAAGAACGACAUCAAGAUCUGCAGGAUGAAGGGCAAACACGAGGACGAAUGCCGUAACUUCAUGAAGGUGCUUCUCCGCAGAGAAGAAGGCCUGUUCAUUUGUGGAACCAACGCCUUCAACCCGCUUUGUGCCAACUAUACCGCAGACACUCUGGAGAUGGUUGGAGACUCACUGAGUGGGAUGGCGAGAUGCCCUUACGACCCCAAACACGCCAACGUGGCUCUGUUUGCAGAGGGGAGUCUGUUUACAGCGACGGUGACGGACUUCCUUGCCAUCGACGCGGUGAUCUACCGAAGCCUCGGGGACAGUCCCGCUCUCCGCACCGUCAAGCAUGACUCCAAGUGGUUCCGAGAGCCCUACUUCGUCAGUUCAGUUGAGUGGGGGCCACACAUCUACUUCUUCUUCAGAGAGAUCGCCAUGGAGUUCAACUACCUAGAGAAGGUGGUGGUGUCGCGCGUGGCGCGGGUGUGUAAGCGCGAUCAGGGCGGCUCACAGCGCGUCCUGGAGAAGCAGUGGACGUCCUUCCUGAAGGCCCGUCUGAACUGCUCCAUACCCGGGGACUCACACUUUUACUUCAACCUGCUGCACUCCACCAGCCCCAUCAUCAGGAUGCACGGCAGGGACAUCAUCCUGGGGGUGUUCUCCACCCCGGCCAACAGCAUCCCGGGCUCAGCCGUGUGUGCCUUUGACAUGGAGCAGCUGGCUGCCGUGUUCGACGGGAGGUUUAAGGAGCAGAAAUCACCCGAGUCUAUUUGGACGCCUGUACCAGAUGAAGUCAUCCCAAAGCCGAGACCCGGCGGUUGUGCUGUUCAAGGGUCCAAGUUCAACUCCUCCAACUCUUUUCCCGACGAGAUGCUGAACUUCGUGAAGACCCAUCCCCUCAUGGACGAGGCCGUGCCGUCACUGGGACAACGGCCCUGGAUCGUCAGAACCAUGGUCAGGUACCAGCUGAAUAAGAUCGUGGUGGAUACAGAGGCGGGCCCCUCCAGGAACCGCACCGUCCUUUUCCUGGGGUCCAACCGGGGGACCAUCCUGAAGUUCCUCAUCAUGCCGAACCAGGACAACACGGUCACCAGCAGUAACGUCUUCCUGGAAGAGCUGGAAGGCUUUAACCCCGACAGGUGUGCCGUGGACUCUCCUCAGGCCAGGCAGAUGUUGUCUCUGGCUCUGGAUCGGGCCAGCCGCACGCUGCUCCUCGCCUUCCCGUCCUGCGUGGUCCGAGUACCGGUGGCCCGGUGCCAGCUCCACUCCCGCUGCAUGAAGAACUGCAUCGCCUCCAGGGAUCCAUACUGCGGCUGGACCAGAGGAAGCACCUGCUCGUUCCUUAGACCUGGAACCAGACUGCCGUUCGAGCAAGAUGUUGAACACGGAAACGUGGCCCACUUGGGCGACUGUGACGGGAUGCUCCUCCAGGAGACUUUCGUGGACGAGCCUGACGGCCUGGUGUCCGUAAACCUGCUGGUGGUGUCCGCAGUCGCCGCCUUCUCCACAGGCGCCAUCCUCUCGGGUCUGACGGUCUGCUGGAUCAUGAGUCACCGGCACCGGCACUCCCAAGGCCCCAGAAGCGGCGCCACCCGCCGCAAGAGUGAUAAAGAACAGAGCGUGCUGGGGCAAGGCCACAGCGGCUCGGUGAUGAGCGUAACGAGAACAAGCGGCGGCGAUCGCCGUCGCUCCCAGCCAGACAGCCACUUUAUGAUGCCCAAUGGUUGGCCGAAAGGUGAGAUGGACCCGGGGCUGCUGCCCACGCCGGAGCAGACCCCCCUGCAGCAGAAGCGGGCCGUGCGGCUCCCGGACUGUGACUGGGAUCAGAGCCAGACCUUCCUCACUUCUGUGGGGUCUUCCUGUCCCAACGGCGCCGUCAUUUAUCUCAGCUCCAAGUAUUUGCAUGGAGGUGUGGGAGGUGGGGGGGUGGUACGGAUAGAAGACCCUGGGGAGGUCGUGCUCCCCCCGCACAUAGACCGCCAGCGUUACCUGAUUCUUGCCACCCAAAGAGGAGAGCAUGGAGGCAGCCACGCGACCACCGGGAGGAACUCGGCGGGGGAGUACAUCUACCCCGCGACGCCACAGGAGUCUCCGGACCGGCGGAGGGUGGUGUCCGCUCCCACCCCCCACAUGGACUACAGGGAGCCUCGUUGGAGUCAAGAAGCUCUCAACUACAACUGCAACAACGGUGCGCCCUAUAGCUCUCAGCGGCAGGGCCUCAUCAGGCCCGACAUGCACGGCCCUCGAGGUCUGGGGGACCUGGUGGACUUCAGCCAUCUUCUGGGGAAGAACAUGGUGGAGCGCACCCCCACCGGCCAGUGAGAGGACAGGAAAAUCGCUCUGAAAACCCAUCUCUGCCAACAGUAACUGGAUGAAAUCAACCCCCGAGAUAAAGUCCAUCCUGACUUCCCGUAUGUUCUCUCACUGUCCACCGACGUCCAGGUGACGGGCAAGAGGCAAAGCGUUUCACUGAAACUCUUUGAGCGGGGACGUUCUCCUCUUCAUCAUCUGCUGUGUGCCUCCCUGCUUUGUUAGAGGUGCCAUGACGACGACAACAAAAGACAGAGAAGGGUCCAAAAUGAAGACCGCCCUUCUGAACAGGACAGAUUUCUAAAAAGAUAACUUUGCCUGCAAAGCCAAAUGUAAAGCCGUCCCUUCACCCCCGUUACCCCACUUGAACUUGACUUUCUUUGUCCUGUAACAUCCAGCAGACAACAAUGUGCUGAGACUGAAGCGCUGUAGCUGUGCCAGAGGGCAGCCACUCUUAGAGAACAAUGUGUGCGGCCCCAAUCCCCCCGUAACCAGCAUCCGUCUUACCGUUACUGUGAAGUUUGGCUCUUAGGAGGAAGUUGGCCAUAUCCUCGCUUCUAUCAAAGAAAGACGGUUUUCUCGUUUCUACUUGAAGCUCUGUGUUUACCAAUCAGAAGUCUGGGGAGGUGAUGACGGGGUCAAUGACAGCUCAGACUUUGGAGCCAGGAUUAUGUAAAGGAAAGCAAUAAUUAGCAACCAACAACAGACAAUGAAGCCAAUGUACUAUUUUUCUACCCUGGGUGUGUGAGGUGUAAGCUGAAAUAGCCGGGCUCCGGCAGGAGCGGCCCUUUCUGAUUUUCGUUCCUGUCUUACUCUCUGCGGCCUCCGCCUUGGGUUGGGGCGUAUCACUCUGACCGUAUCACCCCGCCUGUGAAGCUUGGCCGCCUGGGAGCUCCAUUCAGUCUCCUCUGUACCACACUGAGGUCUUUGUGUCCCGGGAGCAGGAGGAGACUGCAGCAACAAAUAACCAUUAAAAGUCAGGCACCUAUCCCGCCACCACAACCCGACAGAAUCUAAAUGAGGAGGACAGCAGUUUCAUCUCAUCCUGUAAGCCACACCAGGCAGACUCGGACGUCUCCUGUGGCUGAGCAUCAGCGGUUGACCUGGGAAGGAGAAAGGUGAGGGCAGAAGCUGAGGAUGAGGGCGAUGGGGCACCAUUAGCGGCCAUCCCUAGUGGCUUUAUGCCUUUCUGUAGUGCUUUUCCCAACAAAAGAGGGCCACAGAGAACAGGUGGACACUGGCACCACUGGGUGUGGAGUUUCUUCUUUCAGCUCAUUGUCUGGUCUUUUGAUGGUUUCGCUUUUUGUGCGGCCUUAUCUGUUGUGGAUUCAAAUGUAGAUGUGUUGGAGAGGGGGGGACAGUGGUGUGAUGCUUUUGUGUGACAUGGACAUCCUCACACUGAGCGCCAGAAAACAUCUUUGAUCAGUUUUCCCCUCAUUGUCACCUUUUUCUUCUCUGCAGAAGUGUCAUCGCUAACAUUCACAGCGCUGUGCAGGUGGAGCACAAUACAGGUGACACAAAAAAACGCAACAAAAUGCUCCUGAAACAAAAGCUGGUGUCAGCUUCAGAGGCUAGAAGCAGCCGAGACGCUCGCCUUUAAAUUCAAUUCAUUUCCAGCCUUUUCCCCAUUUCCAUGUUUUCUGUGUGUUUCGUUGAUUUUCUCAGUAAAUAAAUGGUGGAUUUAUGUUCUUCUUCAUUUUUAUUAUAGCUGAUGGUGCCAAAUUUCCAAACAGAGCCACAAACGAAGCAAACGUUAGAUAAAUAAAUGAGCUCCAGACAAUCUCAAAGCCGAUCAGAGAAAUGAUGACUGAACAGAAAAUCAAUUUUUCUAAAGCGCAACUUGAGAUUUUUUUGCUUGGUUACUUUUCCGUAACUUGUUUGCUCUUCCUUGUCACUCGCUGAACUCGUCUUCAUCGUCCGCUUCAUUUACUGCCUUUUUCUCAGAAACAUACCAAGACUUCCGUUUUGCACAAAUGCAUCAUCUGAACCACAGUGAAACUUAUUAGUUCUCACAAACACCAACGUUCCCGUCCUCUUGAUGCGUUCUUUUUAAACCUUAAAACUCCUGAUCCUUUGAAGUCACUUUACUAAAGACAAUCAUAAACACAGCAGGUGCGGUCGACCUGUAACGCACCGGGUGUGAGGAGGGUCCUCCUCUUUUGUGUUCUCCAUCAGCAUCUUCCUGUGGGAAACAUCCACCCAUCCUCUAUUCCCAUGCAGACCCGUGCCGGGUCACGGGAGCCCCAGGAGCCUAUCACACCUACUGGGAGGGCGGGGUUGACCCUGGGCAGAGCGCCGGUCCAUCACAGGGCCACACAUGCCUGAGGGCCCAUUCAGAUUUAGACAAUCAACCUAUGAUGCUUGUUUUGGGGAUUUGAGAGAAAGCCUCGAUGGGGAGAAGAUUCAAGCUCUAAACAGACCAGACCCAGCUGGGAUUUGAACCGGGGACCUUUUGCAGCAUCUUCCAAUUCCAAAUCGACUCUCUGAUCUAUUUGGAGUUUGUUGGUUUGACAUCUUUGAUGUUUAUGUUGAAGAUCUACUAGUCCGAAUAUUUUUCAGGAUCGACUUGAAAGUUCAUCAAACUUUGCAAAAGCUUCACAUAAAUCAACAGCCAUGAGCAGAGAGGAGAAGGAGACUCAGACGAGUGAGGUCAGGCGGGAAAAUGUGGCGUCCUCCCGUUAGUGUGUCUCCACGUUACACUAGGAACUCCAAACAGGUCAUUAGUAUGAAAUGAAGGGAGCGCUCCCUCAUCUUCAUCGCCCCGUCUGCAGAGGCCUCGUGUCUGUGUGAGCGUGCAAAGGACGUGGAGGCGUGUCCACGCCGGCGUGUCCUUGCUCCGCAUCUCCUCUGGUGAUUCACUAAACACGACUGAUUAAGCAAAGUACAUGGCCGGUAUACUCGGAUGGCCUGAUGUGCCCCGCGAAGAUGAGUGCCGACACAGAAGCCCCCAGAGGGAGCUACUCAGUCAACCGGCUCUGUUUGACCCCCCCACAUAGACGUGCCCCCACUCAGGGAGGCCUCCUAACUCGUUUGAGACAUUAAUUGAGUUAAGAGCUCAAAUGGAGGUCACUCAGCUUGACGGCCGAGUCUGACUGCAUCCAGGAGAGGCGCAGUCUGAUGGUUUGACUUUAUCGCUGCCUCCAGUCUGCGUGACGAAGACGACGUCCUUCCUCUUCCUCACAUGCCGUUCCCAGGAGCUGCACUGUCUGCUUAAGUGGUGGUGUGGCUGUAAAGGUUAGCCGGUCAAUUUAAUGAGUCGGAAACACAAGUCAGAGUCUCCCGCCUUUAGGGCCCCUCAAAUCAGUUUUCCCAACUCUGCUGUGGUCUCAUGACUUUUCCCAGCUUGAGUCUAAAUAGGUUCCUUUUUUUUUUUUUUUUUACAUGGCACAGAGCCUCCAGCCUACGUUCAAUCCUAACUUUGACCUCCCAUCCCUCCAUCCUCUGUGAAUCUCAGUGUUUCCAUCCUUCAUGUCGUCUUUUUUUUUCUCUCUGGGGUAACUUUCUCCAAGUGCCCCUGCCAUGUGUGCCCCAAACCAAUAACUGCCAUUUUGCCCCAGAGAGCGGCUGCACCCACUGUGGUUUAUUUUUGGGAGGGACUCGUGUGAAGCCGGUCAGCUCUCCUCCCCGCAUAGGACAGGAAAAAGCACAAAGAGAACAUUUUUGUGGAGGUGUGUUGUUUCUGUUUCUUUGACGGAACUUCAGUUGAAGAUUUCUAUGAGAUGUUUUUGUAUGAUUUGAAAUCUCUGGUGUACCCACUGUGAUGAUGACAAUGAAGCUGCAGGACGACGAUCAUGAAGAUUAUUGUUCUUACUGUUGAUGAUAUGAAGCAGUGACUGUGAGCACCCAAGUUUUUUGUCCCGUUUGGAUCCAGAGUCCAGAUCAGAGCAAACAAACCAGUAAUGACUGGAGUCUCCUGCUGCUUCACCAGCGGCUUCACUCCUGGGGGGCCGUGGAUCAGAUGACACGUCCUGAGUGUACAUAACCGUGAAGCUAACCUGUAAGUUCGGUGGAGCAGCCGCAUGUGGACGCAGCCUCUGUGUGUACAGGAGUAGCCGCGUGUGAAUUUGUACAGUACAUGCGUGUGUGUGUGUUUGUUUGUGUCUGUUGCCACGCAGAAAACGCACCACAUGCAUGCACCCUCGGACAGCUGCACAGGACGCACACGCCUGCAGCGGUUCGCCAUUCUCCACCACGUCCUGAGCUGCAGUUCAAACUCAGCAUGGAGACUUUGCUUUGUGUCAGCUUUCUUCUUCUAAUAAACCACUCAGACAUCCAAAA